Messenger RNA from Myripristis murdjan (pinecone soldierfish), 1049 nucleotides. It is a transcript of the gene snrpc, whose product is annotated as small nuclear ribonucleoprotein polypeptide C. Gene Ontology annotation, biological process: mRNA splicing, via spliceosome; spliceosomal snRNP assembly; mRNA 5'-splice site recognition. The transcript has 6 exons. Gene Ontology annotation, cellular component: nucleus; U1 snRNP. Gene Ontology annotation, molecular function: pre-mRNA 5'-splice site binding; zinc ion binding. The coding region runs from base 91 to 537 and encodes 148 amino acids. The record is from RefSeq and is a predicted model, not a curated record. NCBI's taxonomy places the organism in Eukaryota, Metazoa, Chordata, Actinopteri, Holocentriformes, Holocentridae.
GCGGAACUAACGGCGGCCUAGUCUUGGGUCUAGUGGGACCAUUUAUUAGGGACAACGCAGUCGCGUAGUCGACGAAAGUAGGAGGGCGCCAUGCCUAAAUUUUACUGUGACUAUUGUGACACCUACCUAACACAUGACUCGCCCUCGGUGAGGAAGACUCACUGCAGUGGUCGAAAACACAAAGAAAAUGUGAAAGAUUACUAUCAGAAAUGGAUGGAGGAGCAGGCUCAGAGCCUGAUCGAUAAAACAACGGCUGCGUUUCAACAGGGAAAGAUUCCUCCCACACCUUUCCCUGGUGGCCCGCCCCCUGGUGGUCCCCCACGCCCAGGCAUGCUACCAACACCCCCUAUGGGAGGUCCUCCUAUGAUGCCAAUGAUGGGACCUCCACCUCACGGAAUGAUGCCAGGUGGACCUGGAGGCAUGAGGCCACCAAUGGGAGGACACAUGCAGAUGAUGCCAGGGCCACCACACAUGAUGCGUCACCCUCGACCCAUGAUGAUGCCAGUCAGGCCUGGCAUGAUGCGGCCAGACAGAUAAUACUGAGUGGGUUUUUCACAUGUUCUUUGCUGCCACCAACAGUCAUUGUCUUGUGAGGACACCCACUACUGCUUUAACAAUACAGUUUCUUUUUUUAUUUGUUUCUUUUUUUUUCCCAAAUUGUCUGCACCCUCCAUCUGGAACUUCACUCUGUAAUGCUCAGGCUGAUUCUGCGUAAUUCUUUUCAUUUUUAUUCGAGCCCAGGUAUUUAUUGCAUUUCAUUUAAUCAAAAAUCAAUGUCACAUCCCCUUCUUGCAGGUCAGAUUUUAUAGUGUAUUUUAUUUUAUAAUUUUUUUUUGUUUGUUUGUUUAAAUGAACCAUCCUCUCUCCACUGUAAAGUUUUAGGAGUGGAAUAUGUUGUCUCUCUGACAUACUGUCCAUCAGAUGCAUAUUAUAGAACAUGUUUAAUUUUACAUAGUUUUGUAAGUAUGUUUUUGCUUUUAUUUUUACCCUAUGACAUGUUUUGUUGUUUUUCACUGCAUUGUUGUGACAAAUAAACCCUGAUUCUAAAC